AUGAUAGAAGGACAGAUGCAGUGGAAGGACAUUACUUGUGGAAACCAAAAGAAAGUAGGAUUAGGUUUUGAGAGUGGCCCUCCUCCCUUUAAUCAUACUUACACUGUUAUUCCCUUAUCUCAAGAAGAAAUUGACAGAGAACCUUUCAUGGUUUAUGGGAAAUCAGCUUCUGAACAAGCAACACGAUCUAAUGAUAAAAUCUUGGAUACUAGCAUUUCUACCUCAAGUGCAGAUAAAAAAGAUAAUGAAAACCAGAAAUCUGACAAGAGCAGUACUAAAUCCAAUGGUAAUAAACAAAUUUGCUUCAAUUGUGGUACUACUGGUCAUAUUGCCAGAAAUUGUUUAAACCGGAUGUUUGUGCAUCACAUGUCAAAAAGGGGAGAGAAUGAGUCUAGAGGACGAUCUUUAAUUAGAAAAUCCUCCAGAACCCGCUCUCGAGAUGAUGACUGGAAAACAAAUCAAAACAAGAAAAUGGCAAGUUUUCAAAAGAACAAACAUGUUUUCAAUAAAUUCACAAAUAGUUUGCCAAAAUCGACCCAAGCUAAGCCUAAGUCAAUUUCGUCAAAGAGUAGGUCUGGAACUUCAAACUCUUCAAGUAGAAAUUCCACCUACUCAAAGCAAACUAAAAAGAAAACUAUUUCAAAACCUAAAUAUCAAUGGAUGCCAAAAUUAAAAUCUGAUCAGUCAUCAUCCUCCUCUGUAUCUAUUGAAAAAGAAAAAUUGAAAGAUGAAUCUAUGAAAGUUAAGGGUCAACCCAGGACUGUAAUGACCUGUGUCCUCAAAUCUAAAUGA
Molecule: messenger RNA, 792 nt
Organism: Lactuca sativa (garden lettuce)
Lineage: Eukaryota; Viridiplantae; Streptophyta; Magnoliopsida; Asterales; Asteraceae
Source: RefSeq, a predicted model, not a curated record